AUGAACAGCAGCGUGUAUAAAAAUACAUCUGAGCAUGUGGUCAUCGAUCUGCUAGACAGAUUUGAGAGCGAAAAGUACACGGAGCUUGUAGAUCUUGCAUGGGAGAUCCUGUAUAGCGUAAUUAUACCGUUCAACACAGAGGAUAUACACACCGUGCUCUCUAAUUACAUAGUUGUACUAGCACAAGCUAUCUCUGUGCCAAGCGUGUCUGAUGAAGUAACCAAGAUACUGUCUAUUGUAGAUUUAAUAAUACACCCGAGAAAAGGCACUAUUAUAGAAGGAAAGUACGAAAUUGAUGACUUGGUUGAAGAAAUACCCUCAGACACGAAAGAGGAGCCGUUUGAAGAAGAAGACUCCAAAGAAAAGAGCACAAACAAAAAAGUAAAAAUAGACAUUAUAGAAUAA
Molecule: messenger RNA, 405 nt
Organism: Nematocida minor
Lineage: Eukaryota; Fungi; Microsporidia
Exons: 1
Coding region: 1-405 (134 amino acids)
Source: RefSeq, a predicted model, not a curated record